Phaethon lepturus (White-tailed tropicbird) is the source of this 1739-nucleotide messenger RNA. Its product is annotated as leucine-rich repeat-containing protein 1-like. Gene Ontology annotation, cellular component: postsynaptic membrane; adherens junction; postsynaptic density. Lineage: Eukaryota; Metazoa; Chordata; Aves; Phaethontiformes; Phaethontidae. The record is from RefSeq and is a predicted model, not a curated record. Bases 1 to 654 code for a protein of 217 amino acids. The transcript has 5 exons. Gene Ontology annotation, biological process: neurotransmitter receptor transport, endosome to postsynaptic membrane; neurotransmitter receptor transport postsynaptic membrane to endosome.
AUGGUGAGUUUUGGAACUGGCAAACAGACAGCACUGUUUUUUGAAGCUCUGUAUGAUAAGGAAACAAAGAUUGGGGGGUGCUGCAGUCUUAACGUCUUUUCUGUACGUGACAACAGAUUAUCUCGAAUUCCCUCUGAAAUGUCACAAGCCACUGAACUUCAUGUCCUGGAUGUUGCUGGAAACAGGCUGACGUAUCUUCCCCUCUCACUGACUACCUUAAAGCUGAAGGCUUUGUGGUUGUCUGAUAACCAGUCCCAACCUUUGCUGACGUUUCAGACUGACACAGACCCCGAAACAGGAGAAAAGAUUUUAACAUGUGUAUUACUUCCUCAAAUGCCUUCUGAGCCUGGUUGCCAAGAUAACCUACCACGAUGUGGUGCACUGGAGAGUUUGGUAAAUGAAAUGUCAGAUGAAACGUGGAAUGAGCGAGCGGUCAAUAGAGUCAGUGCAAUUCGCUUCUUAGAAGAUGAAAAAGAUGAAGAGGAUAAUGAAAUGAGAACACUUCUAAGGCGAGCCACUCCACACCCUGGAGAAUUAAAGAACAUGAAAAAGACAGUGGAGAAUUUACGGAAUGAUAUGAAUGCUGCUAAAGGACUGGAUUCAAACAAAAACGAGGUCAAUAAUGCCAUUGACAGAGUGACCACUUCUGUGUAGAGUUUCAUCUCCAGGUUUUACCUCCUGUGUCUUCCCCUGCUGUUGAAAUGUUCCUGUCGUCUUCUGGGACCUCACUGAGCCCCUUCUUGUUUUUAACCAGAACCUGAUUCAUCGUCUCCAUAUAUGUGAAAAGUGCUGCCCACUGGAAGAAAGUGCCUUAUUUCAUCCAGGCAGUGAACCAAUAAUUUCCAAAUCAAUAUUGUAAUUUUAAUAGUGCUAGGCUUUUUUAAGUAUAAUACACUACUGUAUGCAGAAUAAAAUAUUUUUGUCUUAAACACAGGGGAAAUAAUCCUUUUCUUUUCCAGAGUGCUGGGAUAUCUUUUUCCCAGUGGCUGGAUGUGCUGGUGAGAAAUAUAGUUUUGUGGAAAAUUGAUACACUUUUUUAUUUUUUUGGCAGCUCAGAUGGUGUAAAUUUUAAAUUUUUGUAUAGGACUUUCAUAACAAGAUGAUGUAUUUCAUUUUUAAGAGAAAAUUUAUUCUUGAGCGGUACAUAUUUUAGUAUUUGUGGAAGAGAACAAGUUUCCUGGACAAGUGUAUUCAUUUGUUUGUACCACCCAUUGUGCCUUAUUGCAUCCUGUAUGUCAUAUUAGUCUUAAAUAUAGCAAUUCUCGAGGAAAGUGAGUAGAUUUAAACUUGGUCUCCUGUUUUAGAUAUGUUUUUCUUUUCGGACAGUAAUUUGUUGGGAUUUUUACAGCAGAGAACUUAUGUUUAUAUCAUGGGAUUUUAGGUCAUGAAGCACAAGUGUUAGUUUUGUUGUAAACAGAAUUAAGAUUAAAAUGACCAAACUGCUAUUGUUUAUUACAUAAUGCACUCACACUUUAACUUAGUUGUAAUGAAACAUCUUGUUUUGGAUGCCGUGUUGCAUUGCAGUCACUAGAAAUUCAUGCUUCCAUUGUUCUUGGCUUUUGUUUUUUUUUUUAAAUGUGCCAUCUGUAAAAUAACUUGAAAAACAGCACGAUAGACUUUCAGAAGCACAGUGUGAAACUAGUUUUAUGUAUUACACAAGAAAGCAUGAUUCUUUAAAGUGCUUUGGUGGUUUUAUAGAAAUAUAUAAAACCAUAAUAAAAAAAUCUUUAAAAGCUUCA